Molecule: messenger RNA, 1308 nt
Organism: Acanthosepion pharaonis
Lineage: Eukaryota; Metazoa; Mollusca; Cephalopoda; Sepiida; Sepiidae
Source: the annotation of a GenBank genome assembly
AUGAAACUUCCCCGUCUAUUUUUCUUAAGAACCUUUUCUCCUUUACUCGCCAUUUUCCAACCACUGUCUCUUUCUAUCUAUAUUUCUCUCCCAAAGUUUUAUUUUAUCCUUUCUUCCCUCAAUAUCUUCAUCCCGUCAUUCCUUCAAUACCUACCUACUACCUUCCUUCAUUCCUUUCUUCAAUACCUACCUACCUACCUUAGUUCCUUCUAUCAUCCCUUCCGUCAAUACCUACCUAUCUACCUACAUACCUUCCUUCCUAACUUACUUCAAUACCAACCUAUCUUCCUUCCUUCAAUACCUACCUACCUAUUUGCCUACCUACCUACCUACUUACCUACCUUCAUUCUUUCCUUCAAUACCUACCUACCUUCCUUCCUUCCUUCCUUCCUUCAUUCCGUCCUUCAAUACCUACCUACCUACCUACCUACCUUCAUUACGUCCUUCAAUACCUACCUAUUACUGCAAAUUAUUUCUUCUUCAUUCCAUCUACCUACCUUCCUGCCUUCGUUCAAUACCUAUCUAUCUAUCUACCUACCUUCAAUACCGAUCUUCCUUCCUUCUUCAAUACCAACUUAUCUUCCUUCCGUCCAUCCCUCCUCCCUUCAAUACCUACCUACCUAUCUACCUAUUUUCCUUCCUUCAUUCCGCCCUUCAAAACCUACCUUCUUUCUUUCCUUCCUUCAAUACCUACCUACCUUCCUUCCUUUCUUCAAUACCAACCUACCUUCCUUUCUUCAAUACCUACAUACCAUCCUUCCUCAUUUCGUCCUUCAAUACCUAUCUAUCUACCUACCUACAUUUUUCCUUCAAGACCUACCUACCUUCCUUCGUUCAAUAUCUAUCUACCUAUAUAUCUUCAAUACCGACCUACUGAUCUUCUUUCCUUCUUCAAUACCAACAUCUUCCUUCCAUCUACCCUUACUUUCCUUUCUUCAAUACCCACCUACCUUCUUUCCUUCAAUACGUACAUACGUACGUACCUAUCUAUCUAGCUACCUUCCUUCCUUCUUUCCUUCCUCAUUCCGUCCUUCAAUACCUAUCUUUUUUCCUUCAAGACCUACCUACCUACCUAAAUACCUAACUACGUACCUACCUUCCUUCCUUCGUUCAAUACCUAUCUACAUACCUACCUACUUUCCUUCCUCAUUCCGUCCUUCAAUACCUAUCCAUCUACCUACCUACCUUCUUUCCUACAAGACCUACCUUCCUUCCUACCUACCUACCUACCUACCUACCUUCCUUCCUUCCUUCCUUCCUUCGUUCAAUACCUAUCUCUCUACCUACCUAUCUACAAUACCUUCCUAA